Molecule: messenger RNA, 1566 nt
Organism: Penicillium oxalicum
Lineage: Eukaryota; Fungi; Ascomycota; Eurotiomycetes; Eurotiales; Aspergillaceae
Exons: 3
Coding region: 1-1566 (521 amino acids)
Source: RefSeq, a predicted model, not a curated record
AUGGAUUUCAAGCGCCGAAGACUUGUAACUCCGACUCGCUACAAUCGCCUUCCUGUCCCUGCCUCAGAUACCGAUUUGUCUCGAGUCAAUGAGCUAGGCUAUGUGAGACUUGUUCUCAAAACAGAAUCUUGCAUGUGGGGACAGCCCGAGAAAGCUGAGAUCCACGCCCUUCAUGCCCUGGAGAUCAACCAAGAGGUUGAAGGGUUGAUCCGCACCUGGCACCCGGUCCUUCGCACCUAUGACCAAGUCUUUGUAUCCGACCCUCGCUAUGGUCCUGAAGUUUGGCUGGUGCCUGGGACAUGUACUGUCACCAUGGUAGCAGGGAGAGCGAUUCAUCCGAUGCCCAGUGACAGAUUAGAUCUGUGUCCCCUGGGAAUUCCUUUGACGCCGAGAUCACCUUGGAAGGAACAAUUCAUCUUCCAGGAAGGUAUCAAUCCGCGAAAGAUACUCGCCCACGAACAGUUGGAUGGUCUUCGUGAGCUUCUUCCCGCAGCUGUCGGAGUACGAGUGCUCGCUGCAGGCUUCAUGGUCAUGCUUUUCACAUCGGUGUCUGAUAUCCAGGAUAUUUACUGGAAUGAUUGGAUCAUGGAAGUUGGAGGCUUGAAAGUCAUGUAUGACCUCCUUGAGCUCGACCUCACCUCAAAGCAGAUGACUUCUUCGAUGAAAGUGGCUGAGAAGCCGGACGCCGUUUGUGGUUCUGGUUGCUUGGGGCUGAGAAUAAAGAUGCAGGACGGAAAAGAGGGUAUCACCACAGUGACGCAUGAUUUCGUGAGGCGGCCGAGUUGGUCUCGGGCACUGCCCUUCGCCGACUGGAUAUCCAAGAGGGAAAACUCUCUUCGACGGCUUCUGAACCUGUCAACCCCUGCGGAUACUCCUGUCACAGGCAUAUCACGAGCUUGGCUCUCCAACUGUCCCAUCGGCAAGGAGGUCUGGCUGACUACAGCAAGCAGUCCUACACGGAUCGGGACGAUCACACAAGCCUUUGAUACUCCAAGCCUGAUCUUUCCUUAUCCUUCCGGCUAUCAGCAUGAUCUUUGCCUCAUCACCGGCGACAAUUUGCCUCCACUGAGUAGCCCACCAGGAUACCCAGCCGUGACGGAGUGGGCUCCUUAUUCCAAUGCCCUUGCUGGGUCUAACGUAUUCGUUGUCAAGAUGAAUACCCUCACUGGAAAUCGGGUUCUUGCUGAGGACACAAUGAAUCCGGACGCCGUACGGGAUGCCACCGUUAUCGGCACGCAGUAUAUGUGGGAUCGUGCCGCUCACUCGCAAUCUGCAUCUCUAUUAUGGACAACAUCCGAACCGGCAGCACCUGCCACUGGAUGGUCGGGAUCGGUUCUAUACCUCGGGAGACCGUCAGACCAGUCCAGUGGAGCUCUUGUUUUCCAGAACCACCAAGUCCAUUGCACUUCCUCUGUUAAUCCCUCGACCGGCGAGAAGCUGGUCUCGGCUGUCAACGCAGGAUUUUUGUUACCCGAAUGCGUACGAUCCUCCGAGAUUGUAACAAGCAUCGAUCAACACCGACAACGAACUGCGGACACCCCACCCUCGCCCAAUUCGAGAAUGUAG